Messenger RNA from Hydractinia symbiolongicarpus, 1123 nucleotides. RefSeq names its product migration and invasion-inhibitory protein-like. The record is from RefSeq and is a predicted model, not a curated record. Bases 113 to 1048 code for a protein of 311 amino acids. The transcript has 7 exons. NCBI's taxonomy places the organism in Eukaryota, Metazoa, Cnidaria, Hydrozoa, Anthoathecata, Hydractiniidae. Gene Ontology annotation, biological process: negative regulation of G2/M transition of mitotic cell cycle; negative regulation of cell migration.
CACGGUAACAAUAACAAAUCAUUUUCAAAAAAUGGCGGAAAUAUAUGGUUGAACAAGAUGUUAAAGUUAACAAAUUACACAUAGCAGGCUACUAGCCAAUUUUAUAUAAACCAUGCUUAAUUUAAAACAGGAAAAUGCAAAACUACUGACUCAGAUGCAAAAUGGAAUAGUUAACUUGAAAGCCUGUAUUGAUAAUCAGCAUGUAAAGGAGCAUAUCAGGAACACUAGUACACCAAAGAUACGCUGUGAAAAAAGAAAAAGUAGUUGUAAUCCAGGACAAAAAUUUCCUUAUCAAGUGCACUUACAAUCAGAUGGGAAUCUCAAGAAAGGAAAAACACAGUUUGUAGCUGCAAAAAUUGAAUCAAAGCCUUUGAGGUCAAUCAUUCGAUGUAAAAAGACUCCAAGUAAUCACAGGGCUCGCUUUUCUCCAAGAGAAAGUAAAAAACAUGUAGUGAAAUCAGAUAAACUUGACAAGUCGAUGAUGGGAUAUGAUUGGAUAGCUGGUUGCUUGGAUAAUGACUCCUAUAUUAACGAACAGUCUGACCAGUUUUUUCAAGACAUUGAGGAAUUCAGAAGGUUGAAUAGGGAUGAGUGUAAAACUGCAGUAAAAGAUAUUGAUAUAAGCCCAAAAGACACUUCAAAAUUAAUAACUGUUUCUUCUCAGCCACGAAAGGAAAAUUAUCCAUUAUGCUGUAAUGGUAAAGGAGCAUACAUGCUAAACAAUCGUCUGAAUUUAAUACCUAUUCAUGGACCAUAUUCUGAAUGUCCUACAUGCCAAUUAAAAAAAAGUUGUAGGUGUGAAGGUGACAGUAAUUAUGUCAGAGUCAGCAUUCCUCGCUCAACACUAAGCUCUCCUUACAGACUGCGACCACAUCGACGUAAAAGUUACGAUCCAUCAGACUCUGUAGCUUUAUCUACGCACUGCUUGGCAGGUUGGCAAAAUUCAAAGCCUGCGUAUGCACCAGGUCCGACCAACGUUGAUCUUGCGUCACAUGCUUCAGCCACUGGCUUGACAUCGGUGAGGGCGUUUAAAGAGUUGAAAAAAUGACAAAAAGACGUUUUCAUAAAAACAAGAAAAAACACUGUAAACAAUGAUGUUGUAAAUAAAAUUGAUUAUUUUUGA